Molecule: messenger RNA, 285 nt
Organism: Dovyalis caffra
Lineage: Eukaryota; Viridiplantae; Streptophyta; Magnoliopsida; Malpighiales; Salicaceae
Source: the annotation of a GenBank genome assembly
AUGGAAUCUCUCAAGUCCCUUAGCUCCUCAGCAGCACUGCUUCUCUUGCUCAUUGCACUCGCAGUGCAGACUCAACUGGCUCACUCGCAGCAGUGCACAUCGCAACUCAGCAGCCUAAAUGUUUGUGCACCAUUUGUGGUGCCUGGUGCCACUAACACCAGCCCUAAUUCUGAAUGCUGUAAUGCUCUAGAGGCAGUGCAACAUGACUGCCUCUGCAGCACUCUUCAGAUUGCAUCUCGCCUUCCUUCUAAAUGCAAUCUUUCACCUCUCACUUGUGGUAACUAG